This is a messenger RNA of Acanthopagrus latus (yellowfin seabream), 1523 nucleotides long. Its product is annotated as ion channel TACAN-like. Gene Ontology annotation, biological process: fat cell differentiation. The coding region runs from base 1 to 1047 and encodes 348 amino acids. The record is from RefSeq and is a predicted model, not a curated record. Lineage: Eukaryota; Metazoa; Chordata; Actinopteri; Spariformes; Sparidae. The transcript has 12 exons. Gene Ontology annotation, cellular component: membrane.
AUGUUGUUCAGUCCAACGGGUUGGAGUGAAUGUUUACGCGAAUGGGAGGAUUUAGAGAAGAACCACCAACAAAUUCAGGAUACCCAUCGUCUAUACAAGCAGAAACUUGAGGAAGUGACCAAACUGCAGGACAGCUGCUCCAGUGCUAUAGCACGUCAGAGGAAGAGACUGAAAGAGCUCACUGUGUCACUGAAAGAAUGCAAAGAAAAUCAUUCAACACCCAAAUUAAGUCCAGAGGACAUGGAUGCCAUUGCUGACAUCAAGGACUCCAUGAAAGACAGAACAAAUGCUUUCUCUGAGAUGGAAGCUUUUCUGCCAAAGAAAAACGGGUUAUACCUCACUCUUGUUUUGGGAAACGUCAACGUAACACUCCUCAACAAACAGUCAAAAUUUGCCUAUAAAGAUGAAUACGAGAAGUUCAAGCUGAUCCUCACGGUCAUCCUCUUCGUGUUCUCCUUCACGUGCCGCUUUUUAUUCAGCUACAGAGCUCUAGAUGCCCUGUUUAACUUCCUGCUGGUUUGGUAUUACUGCACUCUCACCAUCCGGGAGAGUAUUCUCAUCAGCAACGGCUCAAGGAUCAAAGGUUGGUGGGUUUUCCAUCACUAUGUGUCAACCUUCCUGUCUGGAGUCAUGCUCACUUGGCCUGAAGGUGCUCUCUACCAGAUGUUUAGGAACCAGUUCCUGACAUACUGUCUUUACCAAAUAGGCUUCGUCCAGUUCCUCCAGUACUACUACCAGAGCGGCUGUUUGUACAGACUCAGAGCGCUGGGAGAAAGACACACCAUGGACCUAACAGUCGAAGGUUUUCAGUCCUGGAUGUGGAGAGGCUUGACCUUCCUCCUUCCUUUCUUGUUCUUUGGUCAUUUCUGGCAGCUCUACAACAGCAUAACACUCUUCAAGAUGUUUCAGCUCCCGGAGUGUAAAGAGUGGCAGGUUGUGAUGUGUGGCUGCUCUUACAUGGUCCUCUUCAUGGGAAACUUCUUGACCACCCUGGGAGUGGUUUACCAGAAAUACAUGAACAACCAAGACAAGCCCAAGAGUUUAUAAACUGGAAUAAUGAAGUGGGCAGAAACACCAGAAACCCUCCUGUUGAUGGAACAGAAAACGUGCAAAGUUACCGCAGCUCUAAUGUUAUCUUUAGAGCUUUUACCAAUGUUAUGAUUGUUGUCCUUGUCGACCAUUUACAUGUAUUGCUACGAGUAUUAAUGUCCUUUUGAUUUCUUAUUUGUGUUACUGAGGGUCAAAGCAACAUGCUGUAUGGGUAAGCCAAAGAUAUUAUCACUCCGACAAUCACUUAGACAUAUCGAAAAACACUACCAGGUAUUCAUCAGGGUUUGCUUAGUACUACAGGAUAUUCUGUCUCGAUCAAAAAUAUACAACUCCAAAAGUAAAUGUUACUGAAUAAAUACAUAAUAACCUUGUUAUAUGAAUUAUAUUUAUUUAGGGAGAUCUGUAGUUUACCACUCAGCAGCUGCUUUGUGCUGUAGCCUUACAGAGAGUGCUCAAUAAAAAACUCCAGCAAA